AUGCCGCCAGCCGUCGGUGGUCCUCAAGGUUACACACCACCUGAGGGUGGCUGGGGAUGGAUGGUGGUGAUUGGAGCCUUCAUCUCUAUUGGCUUCUCCUAUGCAUUUCCCAAGUCCAUCACUGUCUUCUUCAAAGAGAUUGAGGUGAUCUUCAAUGUGACAAGUAGCCAGGUGUCCUGGAUCUCCUCCAUCAUGUUAGCCGUCACGUACGGCGGAGGUCCAAUCAGCAGCAUCCUGGUUAACAAAUAUGGGAGUCGUCCCGUUAUGAUGGCUGGAGGAUGCCUAUCAGGAUUGGGCCUCAUUGCUGCUUCUUUCUGUGAAUCUGUUCAAGCACUCUACUUUUGCAUAGGUGUUCUUGGAGGUCUGGGAUUGUCCUUCAACCUUAACCCUGCUCUCACAAUGAUUGGAAAGUACUUCUACAAGAAGCGACCUAUUGCUAAUGGGAUUGCCAUGGCUGGAAGUCCUGUCUUUCUUUCUACCCUAGCUCCUAUUAAUACUUGGCUCUUUGAUCAGUUUGGCUGGAGAGGAAGUUUUCUGAUCCUGGGUGGCCUGCUUUUCAACUGCUGUGUUGCAGGUUCCCUCAUGCGACCUAUAGGACCAAAACCCAAACCUGCAGAGAAGACCACAGAGAGGAAGACUGUGUUGCAGACCAUUAACAGCUUUAUCGACCUCACUUUGUUCAAGCACCGUGGCUUUUUGCUCUACAUAGUGGGCAAUGUUGUCAUGUUUUUUGGCCUAUUUGCACCGCUGGUGUUCCUCUCUAAUUAUGCCAAGAGUAAAGACAUUGCCAAAGAGAAGGCAGCUUUUUUACUGUCUAUCCUCGCUUUUGUUGACAUGUUUGCCCGACCCUCAAUGGGCAUGGUAGCUAAUACCAAGUGGGUCCGUUCCAGGAUACAGUACUUCUUUGCUGCUUCAGUACUGUACAACGGCGUGUGUCAUGUCCUAGCCCCAAUAUCAGAAGAUUAUACAGGCUUUACCAUUUAUGCCAUCUUCUUUGGGUUUGCUUUCGGCUGGCUGAGUGCAGUGCUGUUCGAGACGUUAAUGGACCUAGUCGGAGCGCAGCGUUUCUCCAGUGCUGUUGGGCUUGUCACUAUUGUUGAGUGCGGUCCUGUAUUAUUAGGUCCGCCGUUACUUGGGAAGUUCAAAGAUGUCUACCAUGAUUACAAGUACACCUACCAGGGCUGUGGGAUCAUCCUCAUAGUUGCUAGUGUCUUCCUGUUUGCAGGAAUGGGGCUGAACUAUCGGCUGCUGGACAAAGAGAAAAAAAAGGAGGAGAGGAGAGGAGUGGUGGGAGUUGGAGAACAAAAGUCCAACAGGGACAAUGCUGCCAAAGAAGUGGCAGAAGCUAGGAAUACAGAGGACACUGUAUAA
Pelmatolapia mariae (spotted tilapia) is the source of this 1371-nucleotide messenger RNA. Its product is annotated as monocarboxylate transporter 1-like. The transcript has 4 exons. The record is from RefSeq and is a predicted model, not a curated record. Gene Ontology annotation, molecular function: monocarboxylic acid transmembrane transporter activity. Gene Ontology annotation, cellular component: plasma membrane. Lineage: Eukaryota; Metazoa; Chordata; Actinopteri; Cichliformes; Cichlidae. Gene Ontology annotation, biological process: monocarboxylic acid transport; transmembrane transport. Bases 1 to 1371 code for a protein of 456 amino acids.